UCUAAAAUGGGAUUUAUCGAGUAAUAUAACAAAUUUUUUUAUGUUUUGCUCUCCUCAAAUGGCUCUCGUGAAAUGAUUACCAAUAAUUUCCUCCGUACAUCUUCUUGUUUGUAUCCUAAACUUCAUGGGACUUCUUGCUUGUUCUUGUAAUCAAGCCAUCCUAAAUAAUAUUUACAAAUAUUGAUCCUUGACAGGAUGGCCUUGUGGAAUUUUUCGUCCCAUUUUCCACUCGUUGGCCUCCUAUCUUUUCUCCUCCUCCACCCAAUAACAACCACCAAUACGGCCUCUGUUGGGAUACGCAUUGGUGUAAUCAGGCGGCCUUCAACGAAUGCCCCUAUCUUUCGAGAAGCUGCAUCAUAUGUAAAUUCAAAAGAAUGUGGGUAUAAUGAUAUGGACAAAAUCCAUAUUUCCAUGACUCUUGAUGCAAACUACUUACGAGGAACUAUGGCAGCGGUAUUAUCAAUCCUACAACAUUCCACGUGUCCCGAGAAUUUCGUUUUUCAUUUUCUUUCAGAAAGGCAUGAGCCAGAGAUAUUUUCAAACAUAGCAUCCACAUUCCCUUACCUAAAUUUCAAAAUAUAUCGAUUUGAUUCUAACCGAGUUAGAGGAAAGAUAUCAAAAUCCAUUAGACAAGCCUUGGAUCAACCAUUAAAUUAUGCAAGGAUUUAUCUAGCAGAUAUUCUCCCAUUUGAUGUGAAUCGCGUAAUAUAUUUGGAUUCUGAUAUUAUUGUCGUGGAUGAUAUAUUAAAAUUGUGGGAGGUUGAUUUGGGUGAGAAAGUGGUUGCUGCACCAGAGUAUUGUCACGCAAAUUUCACAACCUAUUUCACAGAUGCAUUUUGGUCGGAUGGUAUUUUGUCAAAUACAUUUCAUGGAAGAAGACCUUGUUAUUUUAAUACUGGAGUAAUGAUAAUAGAUGUCAACAAAUGGAAAAAACAAGGCUAUAACCAAAAAUUAGAAGAGUGGAUGAUGGUACAAAAACUAAAGAGAAUAUAUCAUUUAGGAUCAUUGCCACCUUUCUUGUUGAUCUUUGCUGGAAAAAUUAAAGCAGUUGACCAUAGAUGGAACCAACAUGGUCUGGGUGGAGAUAAUUUUGAAGGGAAGUGUAGGAGUCUUCACCCUGGACCAAUUAGUUUACUCCAUUGGAGUGGAAAAGGGAAACCAUGGUUGAGGUUGGACUCGAGGAAGCCAUGCCCUAUUGAUCAUUUAUGGGCACCAUAUGAUCUCUAUCGCUCAUCAAGGACAUGGUUAGAAGACAAAUAAUACAACCAAAAUUUAUACUAGAAUGAAACUAGGAAGAGAAGGAGUUUUGUUGAUACUUUAUGGAGAAAAACAUCCAACCAUAAGUUCAAGGACCAUGAGAUUGAACAUUACAAUAAUGAGGGGUCAAUUUAUUUUGUGUGCAUCCAAUGAUGGGUUGAAGUAAAUUUUAAUUUCUUUGUUUUUUUUAAAUGUAUUACAAUGAAUUAGGAAUUUAUUCUUCUUAUCAUUUCUUACAUAUAUACU
Messenger RNA from Chenopodium quinoa (quinoa), 1503 nucleotides. RefSeq names its product probable galacturonosyltransferase-like 4. Gene Ontology annotation, molecular function: glycosyltransferase activity. The coding region runs from base 196 to 1260 and encodes 354 amino acids. Gene Ontology annotation, cellular component: Golgi apparatus. The record is from RefSeq and is a predicted model, not a curated record. The transcript has a single exon. Lineage: Eukaryota; Viridiplantae; Streptophyta; Magnoliopsida; Caryophyllales; Amaranthaceae.